GCGGUUGAGAAGUGAAGUCUUGGCCGGAGUUUGCUUCUUGCCAGGAAAUCGGCGGCGGCGGCGGCGGCGGCGGCGGUUCCCCGCCGAGCGGAGGCCGAUUCGCUCCGCGCUCCCUUUGCGGGCCGCGGAGAGCGGGGCUGGCGCUGGACUGCGGCGCGGCGCGGCAGAGCGCGCCCGGGGCAGCCGCGCUUUUCCCCGGUCACACCUGGCUGUAUGCAGGGCUUAUUUCUGGCUCUGUGCGCAGAGAUCACUCCUGGUGGAGUUCAGGGGACCAUAUGGGCUGCUGAGGAUUGAACCUGGAUCAGCUGUGUGCAAGGCAGCUCCCUUCCACUGUACUAUCUCUCUAGCCCCUGAAAAUAGACCUUAUUUGUAGUCAACUACAUUGGUGUCUAAGGCAACCAAAUCUUCAGUGGAAGGCUUUUGAAUGAAGAUACAAGAAGCCACUUUAGUUGAUUCAAAAUGGGAACGACUAGUGAUGAGAUGGUGUCUGUGGAACAGACUUCCUCCUCCUCUUCCUCCUUCAAUCCUCUGUGUUUUGAAUGUGGGCAGCAACACUGGACAAAAGAAAACCAUUUAUACAAUUAUCAGAAUGAAGUGGAUGAUGACCUGGUCUGCCAUAUUUGCCUUCAGCCUCUGCUUCAGCCACUUGAUACCCCCUGUGGACACACGUUCUGCUGCAAGUGCCUCCGAAACUUCUUACAAGAGAAAGAUUUCUGUCCACUGGACCGGAAGAGACUUCACUUUAAGUUGUGUAAGAAGUCUAGUAUUCUAGUUCAUAAACUCCUGGACAAAUUAUUAGUAUUAUGUCCAUUUUCUUCUGUGUGCCACGAUGUCAUGCAACGCUGUGAUCUGGAAGCCCAUCUUAAAAACAGAUGUCCUGGAGCUUCUCAUCGGAGAGUUGCCCUAGAGAGAAGGAAAACUAGUAAAACUCACACAGAGCUCGAGACUGAAAAUGGACCUACACUAAUAGAUAUUCCAGGUACUUUAGCACCCGAAACAGACUGUUUGGGGCCAGGCACGGUGCCUGCUGAAGGGACCUUGACCUCAGCAUCUCUUCCCUCCUGGACUGAGGAACCUGGCCUAGACAACCCAGCCUUCGAGGAGACUGCUGCAGCCGACACCACACAACAGCCACUUAGUUUACCAGAAGGUGAAAUCACCACAAUUGAAAUUCACCGGUCUAAUCCUUAUAUUCAGUUAGGAAUCAGCAUUGUGGGUGGCAAUGAAACGCCACUGAUUAACAUUGUCAUUCAGGAAGUCUAUAGGGAUGGAAUAAUCGCCAGAGAUGGAAGACUCCUUGCUGGAGACCAGAUUCUUCAGGUCAACAACUAUAAUAUCAGCAAUGUAUCUCAUAACUAUGCCAGAGCUGUGCUUUCUCAGCCCUGCAGCACACUGCAUCUCACGGUGCUUCGAGAGAGACGCUUUGGCAACCGGGCUUAUAACCAUCCUGAUAGUAACUCUCCACGAGAAGACAUCUUCCAUGUGGUUCUCCAUAAAAGGGACUCUGGUGAACAGUUGGGCAUCAAACUUGUACGAAGGACAGAUGAGCCAGGCGUCUUUAUUCUUGACCUGUUGGAAGGGGGGCUGGCAGCCCAGGAUGGGCGGCUCAGCAGCAAUGACCGGGUGCUUGCUAUCAAUGGGCAUGACUUGAAGCACGGCACCCCGGAGCUUGCAGCCCAGAUAAUUCAGGCUAGUGGAGAAAGAGUGAAUUUAACAAUUGCUCGACCAGGGAAAUCCCAGUCUGGUAACAGUAACCGAGAAGCAGGAACUCCAAGCAGUAGCCAACACCACACUCAGCCUCUGUAUCCCAGCAGACCCAGCUCACAUAAAGAUCUUACCCAGUGUGUAACAUGUCAAGAAAAACACAUCACUGUCAAGAAGGAACCACAUGAAUCCCUGGGUAUGACUGUCGCUGGUGGCAGAGGAAGUAAGAGCGGCGAGCUGCCGAUCUUCGUGACUAGUGUCCCGCCUCAUGGCUGCCUUGCACGUGAUGGCAGAAUCAAGAGAGGUGAUGUGUUACUGAAUAUCAAUGGCAUUGAUCUGACCAACCUGAGCCACAGUGAAGCUGUAGCUAUGCUGAAAGCCAGUGCUGCAUCUCCCUCUGUUGCCCUGAAAGCACUGGAGGUCCAGAUUGUGGAGGAGGUGACCCAGACCACAGAAGAGCAGCCAAGUGCUCUGAGUGAGAACGAGUAUGAUGCCAGCUGGUCCCCGUCGUGGGUCAUGUGGCUGGGCCUCCCAAGUGCCCUGCAUAGCUGCCAUGAUAUAGUUUUACGAAGAAGCUACUUGGGAAGUUGGGGCUUUAGUAUUGUUGGUGGUUAUGAAGAGAACCACACCAAUCAGCCUUUCUUCAUUAAAACUAUUGUCUUGGGAACUCCUGCUUAUUAUGAUGGACGAUUAAAGUGUGGUGACAUGAUCGUGGCUGUAAACGGCCUAUCCACCGUGGGUAUGAGUCAUUCUGCGUUGGUUCCUAUGUUGAAGGAGCAAAGGAACAAAGUGACUCUCACUGUCAUUUGCUGGCCAGGAAGCCUUGUAUAGAGUUUUCUAAAAUUGGAUUCAAGUCAAAUAUCUUCCCUUUUGAGUGUUGUGGAAUGAAAACCCUAUAGUUGAUUGUGUUUCCGGUUAUCAGGAGCUACUAACAGAGCCGGGCUGGCACUAACACCGAAGGACCAAAGCCCACUGAGAUUAUCUUUUUCUUUUUAUUUCAAUGAUUUUCCUCAAGUUAGCCACAUUUCUUUCAACUUGAAGCAGUUCAGCUUGAAUCGCCCACUAACUCUUGUGAGUUCAUCCUCUCGGAAUUUGGAUUCCCAGCAGUCCAAGUGGGACCUGUGAUCAUGAGUGAACCUUCACCACCUGUGAUUGGCAGCGGCGGCAGCAGCUGAUUAGCAGCCUCCUGGUGGCUCUUUGUUUUCAGUAACUGGGUCAUCGAUUGAGUUGAACAUGGGUCAAGAUUGGUGUCUGUGAAGCCAGUAGCAAGAACGUUUGUUGCUGUGGUGGCACCUAGUGCUGUGCAUCAGUACAUUUAAAAAAUUUGGAUGAUGACCCUUUGCUUACUUUUCAUUGGUGCCAACAUUUCAAAACUUCAUAUUGUUUAUAAGUUUUGUGGGGGAUUUUGCCCCCUCUGGCUUAUUUCAUUUCUAUUUUAAUCUCUCAGUACUCAUGGAUGAUGAGACAUAAGUCUGCCAUCACUGAAGAGGUUUUAAAAAAUAAUGUACCAUUAUUAGAAUAGUAGAGAAUAAAAGAUAAUGUCAUCCAGUGAAAAAAGGAAUUUGGGAAGUAAUUAUAGUUUAGUGCUAGAGAUGGUAAAAGCUGCAUUUACUUGAAUAGUCCAAAAGCAUUAAAGAUUCAUUUCCAAAGGAAUGCUUUAUUAUAGGAAGAGUUUUGAAGCAGAUUUUGCUAAAAAUGAUUUUCUAGAGUUUGUACUAUACUUAUCAGCAGUCUUGGCUGGAAAUGUUCUUGUGAUUUAUGCAGUUAAACUAGACGAUAAAGCUAAAACCAUAUUGCUAUUAUAUAUACACUCAAUCUCACAAUUUAGUAGGCAGUUAGACCUUUUACUUUAUUCUGAGCAAGAUUUAUGAGUGUCCUAGAAACUUACUGUUUCCUAUUCUUAUAAACUUACUUAUAUUAAGAAAAGGACUAUGGAGCUGGAGCAAUAGUCCAGCAGGUAGAGCUUAUUUGUGCCUUGCACGCAGCUGACCAGAGUUCGAUCCCCAUUACCCCAUGUUGUUCCCUGAGCCCCACCAGGAGUGAUCCCUGAGUGCAGAGCCAGGAACAGCUCUGACCAUCAACUGGAUAUGACACCAAAACAUGGAAAAGAUGGAAAAGUUCUGAUUUUUUAAAUUUGAAAUAAUAAGUUUAAGGCAUUAGUAUCAUUCAUUCAGUUCUUGGUUACUAGAUUGUUUUCAUUUAUUUUUUUUAAAUGUUUUUGAAAACUCUGACCAACCCUUUUUGUUUCUUGUUUAUUAAACAUAGUUGUCCUUUGCAAGAACAUAUAAAGAAGUGAAUACGAGAAAAA
Sorex araneus (European shrew) is the source of this 4012-nucleotide messenger RNA. RefSeq names its product ligand of numb-protein X 2 (gene LNX2). Gene Ontology annotation, molecular function: ubiquitin-protein transferase activity; protein binding; metal ion binding. The record is from RefSeq and is a predicted model, not a curated record. Lineage: Eukaryota; Metazoa; Chordata; Mammalia; Eulipotyphla; Soricidae. The transcript is spliced from 11 exons. The coding region runs from base 460 to 2535 and encodes 691 amino acids.